Molecule: messenger RNA, 228 nt
Organism: Meloidogyne enterolobii
Lineage: Eukaryota; Metazoa; Nematoda; Chromadorea; Rhabditida; Meloidogynidae
Source: the annotation of a GenBank genome assembly
AUGGCUAAUAAUCAAUUAGUUUUACGUAAUAAUAAUCGAGAAUUAGUUUUACGUCAAAUAGAGCAAUUGCGAGAUGAAGAUGGAGUGUCUGAUGAAGAGUUAACUUUACUAAAUAUUAUGAUUAAUGCUAUACAAAUUCAAGAACAACAAGUACAAUCUCUUACUGAGGGGUUUAAUGCAUUACUGAAAAAGUUUGACGAGAAAGAAAAAACUGAAAGUAAGUGUUAA